Messenger RNA from Cyclopterus lumpus (lumpfish), 2305 nucleotides. Its product is annotated as serine protease 23-like. Gene Ontology annotation, biological process: proteolysis. Bases 329 to 1528 code for a protein of 399 amino acids. Gene Ontology annotation, molecular function: serine-type endopeptidase activity. The transcript is spliced from 2 exons. Lineage: Eukaryota; Metazoa; Chordata; Actinopteri; Perciformes; Cyclopteridae. The record is from RefSeq and is a predicted model, not a curated record.
UGACGCGUCACGUGGUCGUCUCGGGCUCGGAUAUAGUCGCGGUGUGUCCCCUCGCAGGCAGAUGUGACCGCGUGAGCGCGGACGGACGGACAGACCUGGACCGCCUCCUCCAGCAGCGCGCACCAUGAUCCAGCUCAUCCGCUGUGGACCCGGCUGCUGCUUUCGGAAAAGCCCAGACUGCCUCGGAUAGGAGCGCCAAGAAGUCACUCUUAUUAUCUGUUUGAUUUGUUUAUCUCUCCACACAAGUUAAAGUCCAUUCGGGGGCUCUGCCGGUUCUGGAUCGCGGUUUCAGUGUCACAGACACCGUCUCACCUGCAGGAGCCAAACGAUGCGCUCCCGGGCUGCGCUCCCCCGGUUCACCUCCCUCCUAUUUCUUCUCUUCCUUGCCCCCGUUUUCUCCUCCUCCCCCCGCCGCCCCCAGUGGGUUCUCCAGCGUGUCCCUGUGGUUCUCGCACAGCAGACGGAGGCCAGGUCGCCCCCCCACUUCCUGUCUCCGGCCCGCUUGGAUGUAAGCUCCCCCUGUGACCCAGAAUGCCACAAGAAGGCCCCUCGGCCGAGCUACUGGGACCUGCGGCGUCUGCUGGCCUACGAGACGCUCCACUCUGACGGUCAACUCACUGAGACCGCCGUCGGGCUCUACGGCUACGACCCCAGUCCCUACACCAGUCCGGCCGACUCCGCACCGCCGUCUGUGAAGGCCGAGCGGUCACGCGUCAGGAGGAAGCGACAGAUCUUCGGCCACGAUGGGCGCUUUAGCAUCGCUGGUCAGAACUACCUGCUGAAAUAUCCAUUUUCGGUGGCUGUCAAGCUGUCCACUGGGUGUAGUGGUACGUUGGUGGGGGACCGUCAUGUUCUCACGGCCGCUCAUUGUGUUCACGAUGGCAAAAACUAUGUAAAAGGAGCCCAGAAGCUCCGGGUUGGGUUUCUCAAAACCAAGCAACGGGACGCACAGGAGUCUUCCUCCAACUUCACCAACCACGUUGAAGGUGGCCCCGCUCCUUUCGGCCCGCCAACCAACGACAAGAUGAAGUUCCAGUGGAUCAGAGCCAAGCGCACCCAUGUGCCCAAAGGAUGGAUUAAGGGCAAUGCCAAUGACAUUGGGAUGGACUAUGACUACGCUUUGCUCGAGCUCAAGAAACCCCACAAACGACGCCACAUGAAGCUAGGAGUCAGCCCCCCGGCUCAGAGGCUGCCGGGACGACGGGUCCACUUCUCCGGAUUCGACAAUGACCGCCCUGGCAAGCUGGUGUACCGCUUCUGUCGGGCCGGCGAGGAGACGUCAGACCUGCUGUACCAGCACUGUGACGCUAAGCCUGGUGCCAGCGGGUCGGGAGUCUACGCCCGGAUGUGGGAUGGCCGGCGCCAGCGCUGGGAGCGGAAGGUGAUAGGCGUGUUUUCGGGGCAUCAGUGGGUGGAGCGACAAGGGGCGUCUCAGGAAUUUAAUGUCGCCGUGAGAAUUACGCCCCUUAAAUACGCUCAGAUCUGCUACUGGAUAAAAGGAAACUUUGUGGACUGCCGGGAGGGGUGAGGGGGUGUAGCUAUGACACCUUAGGCCCACUGCUUCCUCAAACAUCAUACUGCAUUGUGUGGGGCCGCAGGAAUCCACUCUUUUCACCCCAUCAUUUGUAGCACUGGCGUAACAUCAAUAUGAACAGAUUUAUUUAGUUUGUUACCCCCCACCACACAAACACACUACAAGUAAUUUAAAUACAGACACAUUUCUAAAACAUAAAAACAGUUACUUUUGUGUUAACUGGGGAAACAUUCAAUUCAUGUGGUUUUGCAGAACAGGAGCAGGUUUAUCCGUUUCUUGGAACAUUUAUCCAGAUAAAGUUACCUGAGAGCCCCUCAGAUCUGGAACAUGGACUGAACAACAACAGCAAGAGCAGGACUAUGGAGAACUGUUUCACUAUGUAUUCUAGACCUUUUUCUUGUGCUAAUACUAAAGAGUUCACUGUUAAAACUCUUGGAAGUUUUUCCUACUGAAAGAAAUUAUUUGUUUUUGUGGAUGAAUGUACAAGUCAGCUACCAAAGGUGCUAACAAGUUUCUCUGUAUCAUGUAUCUCCUCUCAGCCAACACACUAGUUGAUAUAUUACAUGACUGCAGAUGUCAAGGCUGCAGGUUACUGGUUAUAGUGUUGUACUUUAAUGCUUAGCUCCAUCUGGUGGCGAAGAUAAAACAUUGCAGGUGUCCAGCAUUAUGCCCAGCAGGCCUUCAUAAGCCCUUUUUACUCCUCGUAAAACAUUUGUUGAAAAGGAAACUAAAAGCUGUUGCGAAUUUGAUGAAAUAUAUACUUUGAAAUAA